Messenger RNA from Seriola dumerili (greater amberjack), 948 nucleotides. RefSeq names its product olfactory receptor 52K1-like. The transcript has a single exon. Gene Ontology annotation, cellular component: membrane. Gene Ontology annotation, molecular function: olfactory receptor activity; G protein-coupled receptor activity. The record is from RefSeq and is a predicted model, not a curated record. NCBI's taxonomy places the organism in Eukaryota, Metazoa, Chordata, Actinopteri, Carangiformes, Carangidae. The coding region runs from base 1 to 948 and encodes 315 amino acids. Gene Ontology annotation, biological process: G protein-coupled receptor signaling pathway.
AUGGACAACGUCUCCUCACACAAACAUUUCAUCCUCGAUGGCUUCAGUGAACUGGGAGCUCUGAGGCCCGUCCUCUUCAUCCCAUUCUGCAUCAUGUUCAUCGUGUCGCUGUCAGCCAACUCCCUGCUGCUGUACAUCAUCAUCUCACAGAGAAGCCUCCACUCCCCGAUGUACAUCCUCAUCGCUGGCAUGGCGUGCGUGGACCUGAGCCUCCCAAUACUCUUUGUCCCCAACAUGCUGCUGAGCUUCCUGUUUGACUGGAGGGGAAUCUCUCUGAUUGGCUGCCUGGUUCAGAUGCACUGCAUUCACUUUAUUGGAACUUUUCAGUCCACGUUACUGGUGUGGAUGGCAUUGGACCGCUACUUCGCCAUCUGCACGCCACUCUACUACCAUGAACGCAUGGCGCUACAGAGGUUUCUCAGGUUUAUGAUCCCACCUGUGAUCAGAAACAUCCUCAUAAUCACAACGUUUGUGAGUCUUGCAGGGCCCUUGUCCUUCUGUGCUUCUAAUGUGAUAAAUCACUGUUUCUGUGAGCACAUGGCCUUGGUGGAGCUGGCCUGUGGAAGCACCACCAUUAACAACCUGGUGGGGUUACUGGCUGUGUUCCUCAUCCCUGUGGCCGACUUCAUCUUCAUCACUGCCUCUUAUGUGGUGAUAUUCAGGUCUGUGCUGAAGUCCGGCAGAUCAGGUUUCAAAGCUCUUGAUACUUGCAUCACCCACAUUGUGGUCAUCAGCAUCAGCCUGACUGUGGCGCUUAUUGCUUUCCUUUCCUACCGGAUCAGAGUUGGUCUUCCUGCCGCUAUUCAGGUUUUCUUCAGCACCAUGUACCUGCUGUUCCCAAGCUGCUUCAACCCAAUCAUCUACGGCGUCAGAACCACAGAGAUAAGAAAGCACAUCCUGAAGACGCUGACAUGCUGUCACUUUAUACACACUGUGUCCCACUCUUAA